AUUCGGGAUUUAGUGAAGUCGUAAAGGCUUGUAAAUUAAUCAAAAAGAUUCGGUUAGUCCAGUGUACAGAGAUUACGGAUGAAAGUUUAGUUGCAUUAUCUAAAUCGUGUAAAUAUUUAACUCAUUUGGAUUUAAAAGAUUGUACAAAUUUUACUGACAAAGGAAUUUAUGCGCUUUCUAAUCCUACUACUACUCGAAAACUUCGAAUGCUGUUCUUAGAAGGUUUAAAUAUCAAAGAUUCUCUUUUAGCAUUAGCCGAGCACACAACGGUUCUUCAAGGACUUUCUUUAAAGAAAUUGGAAAACUUAAAUGAUGAAAUUAUCUCAAUUUUUGGAAGAAAUUC
Molecule: messenger RNA, 343 nt
Organism: Racocetra fulgida
Lineage: Eukaryota; Fungi; Glomeromycota; Glomeromycetes; Diversisporales; Gigasporaceae
Source: the annotation of a GenBank genome assembly